AUGGACAUAGAACAGAGCAGCCGCAAGCGCAAACUUUCGGAUCUGGAGCUCUCAGACGAUGACCCCGAUACCUCCCUUCCGGCAAAGCGCCCGGAUCAGGAACUCUUCCCAGAGAUACCCGUAAACACAGUCGACACAUUCAGAUCUGACCUCAGCGGCGCGGGAGAUGCCACUGAUUUCUGUGAGCUGUUCGAAGACAAUCAUGACAAUGGGUCUGAUCAGCCGACGAACAAUACCACCCCAGCCAUCGACGAUGCCUUCACACCCGCAUCAAUUGACGAUAGUGAGGACACAGCCUACUCCUCGCCAGUGGCCUUGCAGCAUCCUACGGUGUGGGCCAAGACUAGAAGUGCUUUGUGUGAUGCGCUGCCUUACUUCAGGUGUCACGAAGGUGGCAACUACCACAUCGACAGAGUGACAUUGGGACUUCUGCUUGACUCGAAUGGUUCUCCGCGGGACUACAUGGAUGGCACAGUAAUCAUCACUGCAGUUGGUGGUGGAAGAGUGGCCAUAGACAAAACGGGCAAGAGGGCCUCAGUCGAGGACCAAGAUGAGAGCGCUCGGAACUACCAGUAUCUGAAGGCGACCAUGCCAAACCAAAAUGCGUCUGAUGAGAGCCCAGGACGAACUGUCGUUGUCAUUGCUGGGAAAAACAACGAUCAUGCCAAUGUCUCUGAAGAAUACUGUGUCUUGGGAGAGUAUCAGGUGACGGAUCUGUGGCUGGAGAAGUUUCCCGACUCGGUACAAACUUCUGUAGCUGUGGCCUCUUGGAUGGUGAGGCUUGAAAAAGUCGAAUUCAAUAAGUCGUCAUGGUUCAAGCCGAAGUCCACCAGUCAUGAUGUUGUCGCUGGUCAGUACAAAUGUCCAUCCCUUGAAUGCAUCAGCUGCGGCAAAGAAUCGAAGCAGAUAUACGACAAGGGCUGGGCCUGUCUACACAACACGUGUGCUCGAGCUUUCAUCUUCCAGGUUGUUUCAAAUGGACAAGUGGAGGAGAGACGAUUGGGCUUUAAUGAGAUUCAGUACAGUGCCGAGUUUCUGUAUGAGCGGACGCUUCUUCCGGCCGAGGCCACCCGGCAGGAUCUUAUCCCACCUCUCCCCACCAUCGACAACAGCAUUAGCUUCGGUACGGAAGCUGAGUUCAAGAGAGGAAUGGUAUGUCCUCUCUGCAAAUGCGCCAGCCGCCGCAUCUCCUGGCAUGGCUGGAAGUGCGAGAAUACCGAAAGUUGCAACUUUACGCACAUGGUGCAAACGCGACCCUAUCCUCUUCAGGAAAUUGCGCGGGAGACCCGCAAGGUAAAGUCCAGGUACAAGCAAGGCUCAUUCACAGAUUCACUGGUGAAGUGUUAUGAUCGACUUCUUGAGGGUUAUGCUACUCAGGUAUACACCUUCCCUGAUGAGGCAGGCCAGACUUGUGGAACUGCCAUAGUUCUUCGAGCUACAGAAGAAAUCUGUGCCAAAGAGGACGGACCAGACGCCUUGUACAUGGCAAUGCAAGAUCGAAAUGUCGAUCUCAAACUUGAGCGCAGUGCUGCCAGGCACACCGGCAAGCGCCACGAGGAGCUUUGCUCCCAUUUCACCAGCAAUUUUGGGGCACCUUACAAGUUUGGUGUGGCUGUAAAAACAGUCGCGUUCAGAGACGCACCAGAACCGAUCCUCCGUGGUGUUUCCCAGCUGAGCUGGGCACAAAGGGUGAGCAUAGAGGACACCAAGUCUAUGAUUGAAGAAGAGGGUAUCACAUACUCCUCGACGUCUAUGACUUUGAAGUCCGAGCCUUUUAACGAACUUCUCGCCUUGGGCUACUUUGAGAGCUCUGUCAUCAAUUAUCACGAUGAUGGAGAGAAGGAUUUGGGACCGACUGUUGCUACACUCUCGCUUGGGUCUCCAUCGAUCAUGCGUUUCCGACCAAAGAAGAAAAGCAAGGUCGGCCCUGAAGUAAAGAACCUGAGAAGCUUGAAACCUGCUGUUGUUUCAAUUCCUCUCUACCAUGGCGAUAUUGUCAUAAUGCACGGAACAGAGCUGCAGAAGAACUACGAGCACGAAGUGAAGCCCAAGGGAAAGCUUCGGUUUGCCAUGACAUCUCGGUACAUCAUGUCGAACUCCUGGAGCGAAGAAAGACGACAGGAUACCAUGGAAAAAAGCAAGCUUCCUCUAGACUUUGAGAAGUUGGCUUACGGCGGCGUCACCAUUGAUAUUCAAAGCUAG
This is a messenger RNA of Pestalotiopsis fici W106-1, 2202 nucleotides long. RefSeq lists its product as uncharacterized. Gene Ontology annotation, biological process: DNA repair. The transcript has 7 exons. Lineage: Eukaryota; Fungi; Ascomycota; Sordariomycetes; Amphisphaeriales; Sporocadaceae. The record is from RefSeq and is a predicted model, not a curated record. Bases 1 to 2202 code for a protein of 733 amino acids.